Molecule: messenger RNA, 992 nt
Organism: Oryza brachyantha (malo sina)
Lineage: Eukaryota; Viridiplantae; Streptophyta; Magnoliopsida; Poales; Poaceae
Product: glucan endo-1,3-beta-glucosidase 1
Exons: 3
Coding region: 103-522 (139 amino acids)
Source: RefSeq, a predicted model, not a curated record
CCAUUAUACCAACAAAUGGAAUUCACACAGAUCAAGCUACUCACCUGUAGAUCUGUUCAAUUCCAAAGUGUUAGUGCCUAGGAGAAGGUGAAAGAAAACAAAAUGUGUACCUCCUUAGCACCAAAUGCAGGCAGUGUGAAGAAUUGGGACCUAAUGAAGCAAGCAGCAACAAAAGUUAUACUGCUGCUUUGUUUGAUCCUCCACUUCAUUGCAACAUCAGCUCAGCAAGAGGAUCAGAAUUGGGAGAAACAAUGGUGCAUAGCAGAUCAGCAAACUCCAGAUGAUAUACUACAGAAAGCUCUCAGCUGGGCAUGUGGUCCUGGUGGCGCAGACUGCACGAUGAUUGAACCAAAUAAAUCGUGUUAUUUUCCCAAUAAUGUCAAAGACCACGCAUCCUAUGCCUUCAACAGCUACUGGCAAAAAAUGAAGAAACAAGGUGGUUCCUGCUACUUCGAUGCGGCUGCAAUGGUCACUGACCUGGAUCCAAGUCAUGGUUCAUGCCAGUUUGAAGUGGUUCCCUGAUAUAUUGACGAGGAAAAAUAUGCUCAACAGAUAGUUUCUCUUUAUGGAGGCUAUCACUACUUGGAAACAUAUAUGGGAUGGAGCACAAGAGAUAAAAUGUUUCUACACACUUCAAGAUAUUUUUGUUAUGCAAGUUAACUUCAAUAAGAAUCAUUUUCCAGUGUUCAUAUUGCAAACCUGCAACUUGUUUUAACCAUAAAGUGAGUGAUUGCGCAGGUUUCCUACAAUGCAUUGAAGGGGCCAGACAGCUAGAAUAUAGUUAUAACCAAGCAUUUAAUAGCUACUUGGUCCACUAUUGACUUUAGCCAGUGACCCAUGAGCAUGAUUAGUUCAUAAUUCCAAUAUUUCAUAUGAAGCAAAUCAAACCACUGGUACACUAAGUAGUAACGAAAUGGUCUUAAGGACGGUGUAAACAACAUAGACUUCAUUUCAAGCAUAAUAGUUGGCGCACUGAACCAGUCUACGGACUA